Acinonyx jubatus (cheetah) is the source of this 2584-nucleotide messenger RNA. RefSeq names its product siah E3 ubiquitin protein ligase 2 (gene SIAH2). Gene Ontology annotation, cellular component: cytoplasm. The coding region runs from base 588 to 1562 and encodes 324 amino acids. Gene Ontology annotation, molecular function: ubiquitin conjugating enzyme binding; ubiquitin protein ligase activity; zinc ion binding. Gene Ontology annotation, biological process: proteasome-mediated ubiquitin-dependent protein catabolic process; multicellular organism development. The record is from RefSeq and is a predicted model, not a curated record. Lineage: Eukaryota; Metazoa; Chordata; Mammalia; Carnivora; Felidae. The transcript is spliced from 2 exons.
GGGGUGUGGCCACAGGACUUCAGCGACGCCUUGCCAAAGGGCGGCCCCCUCCCCAACCCGGAAGGCAGACCCCGCGCGGCCGCGGCGAGCCGGACAUGCUCACUGGCGCGGGCCGGCCCGCAGCCUGGGCAGGAGAGGCCCUCGCUAGGCGGCCCCCCGCGCUGCCAGCUGGACUCGGGCGGAGCCGGCGCCCCAGCGCAGGGUGGCUCUGCCAGUCCCCGCGCGCCUGAGCGGCCGCACACGUGUCCAGGCGUCACGUCCGCGCGCGCCCCCGGGGCUUGCGUCAGCUGCCGCUCCAGAAGCUGGUGGGCCGGGGUUCUGCGCACAGCUCGGGUUCGCGGCCCGCGACGCCGCCGGGAGGAGGAGUCUGGGGGCGCGGAAGACUGUUUGGAACGCCGGGGGCCGCGGAGAUCGUCGGCGCAGUCCAGUCCCUCUCCUGCAGGAGCCGGCCGUUUCUGCUGCUCGGUUCCGGGCUGGGCGCGGUGGCGUUGCCUCGGAGCCUGCCGCCCGCGGGGCGCGCACCGCCUUGACCCCGGCGGCCCCGCGGCAGGCAGGCGCCCGCAGUUCCAUGGUUGGUUCGGAGCGCGAUGAGCCGCCCGUCCUCCACCGGCCCCAGCGCUAACAAACCCUGCAGCAAGCAGCCGCCGCCGCAGCCUCAGCACGCUCCGUCCCCGGCUGCGCCCCCGGCCGCCGCCACCAUCUCGGCUGCGGGCCCCGGCUCGUCCGCGGUGCCCGCCGCGGCGGCGGUGAUCUCGGGCCCCGGCGGCGGUGGCGGGGCUGGCCCGGUGUCCCCGCAGCACCACGAGCUGACCUCGCUCUUCGAGUGCCCGGUCUGCUUUGACUAUGUCCUGCCCCCCAUCCUGCAGUGCCAGGCCGGGCACCUGGUGUGUAACCAAUGCCGCCAGAAGUUGAGCUGCUGCCCGACGUGCAGGGGCGCCCUGACGCCCAGCAUCAGGAACCUGGCUAUGGAGAAGGUGGCCUCGGCAGUCCUGUUUCCCUGCAAGUAUGCCACCACGGGCUGUUCCCUGACCCUGCACCACACGGAGAAGCCAGAACACGAAGACAUCUGUGAAUACCGUCCCUACUCCUGCCCUUGUCCCGGUGCUUCCUGCAAGUGGCAGGGGUCCUUGGAAGCCGUGAUGUCCCAUCUCAUGCACGCCCACAAAAGCAUUACCACCCUCCAGGGAGAAGACAUCGUCUUUCUAGCCACAGACAUUAACCUGCCGGGGGCUGUCGACUGGGUGAUGAUGCAGUCGUGCUUUGGCCAUCACUUCAUGCUGGUGCUGGAGAAACAAGAGAAGUACGAGGGCCACCAGCAGUUCUUCGCCAUCGUGCUGCUCAUUGGCACCCGCAAGCAAGCCGAGAACUUUGCCUACAGACUGGAGUUGAACGGGAACCGGCGGAGACUGACCUGGGAGGCCACGCCCCGGUCCAUCCACGACGGGGUGGCCGCGGCCAUCAUGAACAGCGACUGCCUUGUUUUUGACACAGCCAUAGCGCAUCUGUUUGCAGAUAAUGGCAACCUUGGAAUCAACGUGACCAUUUCUACAUGUUGUCCAUGAGGCACCGAGGUUAUUUGGGCUCAGUGCUCUGUGGUUAAUAAAGGUUUUUAUAGAUGUUUUAUUCACUGUGUCUUCACAAGUCAAGACCCACAGUUACCCCCCAUGUUCUGUUUGAACAGCAGCUUCCCAUCUGGCACUGGCCCAACAAAGUUCACUAAACAGGAACGAAUGGGGUUGGCCUAUUAGUCAUUUGGAGUCGGUUCUGUGAUCUGAAAUCAACUUUCUUAUGAAAUUGUACUUACUUCCUGAACAGCACUUGACAGGUUGCUCAGGGCUCCUGUAGGCCAGUAUGUUAGGAAUUAAAGGCUCCUUCCUGUCUGACUCUCUCUGUUGGUCUCGCCAAGUUGACAAAAGCACAGUGACUGUCGAUAGAUUCCUUAACCUUAACCUUUAUCUUGUUUUUAGGGAGUAGGAAUUGUUUUAGUCUUUCUCAAACUGGAUGGCUGAUGGCUAACCAAUAUGCACAGAGCCCCCCCGUAGUACUCAUCUUAAACAUGCAGAUUUGUGGAGCCUGUGCAUUUAAUAAUCUCGUCAAGUGAUUCUGUUUGACAAUGAAGUUUGAGAAUUACUGAGUUAAAUUGUGGAAAGGGUCCAGAUUUUAAAGGUGCUUUACGACUGCCCUCUACUGAUACCGUUUGUCUUUCUACGGCUUCAUUCCCUCCUCACCCCCGAGCUGCCGCUCCCAAAUUAAAACCAGAACUGCAGAUCCCCAUGAGCACACUCCUGAGAUUUGGUCACUGUCUUGUGUUUGGGGUGGAUUGCCUAGGAAAGCGAAUGGUACGGCCAUUGAUAGUUCUCACCUAAUUAGGUUUUGCUCAUCACUAGUACAGAUGACCUGUUUACACGUGGCUUCCCUCAGAGGCCAUCCUUGACUGUAGCUGGUGGGAAAGACUAGAUCAGUAGAGUUGGAAAAGCUUUAUAACCAGUGUCAUAUGCUUGCUAUUUAAAGGUAUGUGUUGGGUGGUUGUUGUUUUUUUGCCACAUUCACUUUAGUUUUUUAAUAAAUAUUUUCCAAAAAUGAA